This is a messenger RNA of Archocentrus centrarchus (flier cichlid), 885 nucleotides long. RefSeq names its product endonuclease domain-containing 1 protein-like. Lineage: Eukaryota; Metazoa; Chordata; Actinopteri; Cichliformes; Cichlidae. Bases 1 to 885 code for a protein of 294 amino acids. Gene Ontology annotation, molecular function: metal ion binding; hydrolase activity; nucleic acid binding. The transcript has 2 exons. The record is from RefSeq and is a predicted model, not a curated record.
AUGGCAGUUUGGAUACAGACAACUUUGCUGCUUCUCAACAUAAUAUCAGCAGUGAGAGGUAGAGUGGAAAAAGAACUUUCUCCAGAGUGCAAAGAAUUCCUCUACAUGGAAACUCCACCGGGAGGACUGGAACAUCACUCCGUCCAGUUCAUUUGUCAGUACUACAACAAGAAGCCACGCUACGUGACUCUGUACAACACUGCGGACCGUAUACCCAUCUAUUCUGCCUACAUCUUUAAACGCUCAGACGGGGAGAAAUGUAUCGAUGUCCCGUGGAUGUAUGAACCUCAGCUGUCCACAUCCUCUGACACGGAUGAGAUGCAGCCCUUUCCGCAGAGAUACAUGCACAUGAAUUUUGAAGAUUCCCAAGCCGUUCUCGACGAUUACACAAAUGCCAUCCUUUAUGAGCGAGGUACCCUCAACCCAGACGAGCAUCAGGAUGAACCUGAUGACAAAGCUUCCACCUACACCCUCACCAAUGUGGUACCUGUGGUGCCUGAUGUGAACAACCUAGUUUGGGACAAACUGGAGCACAUCAUCCGCAAAAGGCUUAUCAACUACUGUCGUGGAAGGGCCCACAUUGUCACUGGUGUCAUCACCUCUGGCAUAAUGAUCCGCCGCGAAAACAUGAACCGCAUUGCAGUUCCCAAAUACUUGUGGUCAGCGUAUUGCUGUGAUGACUAUGACCACAAUGCACCUUAUUAUGAGCGUUAUAAAUUCCCAUCCUUUGCUUACUACGGCCUCAAUGAGGAGGAGAACAACGAGAUGGUGGAAGUCAAUGUUCAGAAGCUGGAGGAGUUCAUCAAGAAGACUGGAUUUGUAAGCCAGAAAUUUCAGAUCUUUGUGGGUGACUGUUCCCUACCAACAUCUGAGAAAACUGCAUAG